This is a messenger RNA of Xyrauchen texanus (razorback sucker), 2530 nucleotides long. RefSeq names its product cyclin-I-like. Lineage: Eukaryota; Metazoa; Chordata; Actinopteri; Cypriniformes; Catostomidae. Bases 360 to 1439 code for a protein of 359 amino acids. Gene Ontology annotation, biological process: regulation of cyclin-dependent protein serine/threonine kinase activity; mitotic cell cycle phase transition. Gene Ontology annotation, molecular function: cyclin-dependent protein serine/threonine kinase regulator activity. The record is from RefSeq and is a predicted model, not a curated record. Gene Ontology annotation, cellular component: nucleus; cyclin-dependent protein kinase holoenzyme complex; cytoplasm. The transcript is spliced from 7 exons.
AAACUCUCGCGAUACUUUGGCUGCAGUGGGUUACCUUCUAGACUGCCGUGUGCAGCUAUAAGGUAGUCGGAAGCUUCUCCUUCUGUUCUCUGUCUUCUACUCGGAAGUAGACGUUAGUGUCUAUUCCGUUCAUUUUAUUUUUUAAAUCAGUUUGGAAGGAUCCCCUUUAGUUUCUAAUCCCCCCUACUAAAUUUCAGGGCCAACAUGGAGGCGAAACUGGACGCUUAGAAAAGAUGACGGAAUCCGAUCUGCUCCUUUAUUUUACCUCAGUUUAAUGGACCGGAUGAUCUGCGUUUCCCACAGCCUUGCAGGGGAGGUAGCUGUAUCCAGUGGGGAGGUAGGCUUUUCCAGGGUUCGUGAUGAAGUUUGCCGAGCCCUUGGAGAGCCAGAAGCUGACGUCUCUUCUGGAGAAGGCAGUUUCUAGGGAAGCCAAAUUGUGGAAGGUUUGCGUGCCAAAGAAACCUACCAACCAGGAUACAGAUAUUUCCCCUGAAAAGCGUGAUGAGGCUGUCCGGUGGUUGAGGGAUGUGCAUUCCCAGCUCAAACUCUAUCCAGAGACCCUCUGCCUGGCCAUCAACAUCCUGGACCGCUUUCUAUCCACCAUCAAGGCUCGUCCAAAGUACCUGCGCUGCAUCGCCAUCUCUUGUUUCUUCCUGGCUGUUAAGACCAGUGAGGAAGAUGAGCGGAUCCCGUCUCUGAGAGAGUUGGCCUCCAGCAGCAGAUGUGGCUGUUCUCCGUCAGAGAUCUUGCGGAUGGAGAGGAUUGUUCUGGAUAAGCUGAACUGGGACCUGCACUCUACCACUACACUGGAUUUUCUUUACAUUUUCCAUGCAAUGGUUCUGAGCUGUAAGUCUGGAUGUGUGAACGCAGUGUUGUCGGCCCUGAACCCGUCACAGCAUGUGGCUCUGCUCACCCAGCAGCUUUUCCACUGUCUGUCCCAAACCGCAAUGCUGCAGGUGCGCGGCUCAUUGCUCUCCCUCACCCUCAUCACGCUGGAACUGGAGAAACUCUGUACCGAUUGGCUCGCUCUCACUGUCGACUUGCUGCACAAAGCACAGAUGGACUGUUCUCAGCUGAUUGGCUGUCGAGAGCUAGUUGCAUGUUGCCUGUCCACACACACGGCUUCCCUGCCUCCUAACACUGUGUAUAUCUGUCAUUCCCGGCUGCCUCGCCAUGGGGGAGCCCUGCCCGCCUGGCAAGACUCCCUCAUUCCGACCGCAUCGGGCUGUGACCCUCACCGACCCUCUGACCCCAACACAGCCCACACCCACUCUUGCCCCAAGCUUCGACUUCACCGCAAGUCCUCGGCCAAGCGGAAGGUGGAAGAGAUGGAGGUGGACGAGUAUUUCGAUGGGAUCAAGCGUCUGUACAACGAGGAGAGUCCCCAGGAGGGGUGCCCCAAGGCAGUGGUGAAACAGUUGGAGGGGGGUCGGGUUUGAGCUGUGGACCGCCUGUAGUACGGCAGAACGCUGGUUCCUCACCCUGCCCACCUCUCCAACCUGUCAGGGAAACCUAGAGCAAGAAAACGCCUAAACAAUCACAACCUCAGCAAACGUGUUCAUCUGUCAACCUCAGAGCAAGAGAGAGACAAAUAUACUAACAUAAAUACAUUCUGUGCAUGAUGCUAUUUCAUAACCAUGCAUAUUGCAUAAAGUCAAUAUAUAUAUAUAUAUAUAUAUAUAUAUAUAUAUAUAUAUAUAUAUAUAUAUAUAUAUAUAUAUAUAUAUAUAUAUAUAUAUAUAUAUAUAUAUAUAUAUAGAAAAUGAAAAAUGUUUGCAAAAAAGCAGGAAUACUUUUCUCAUCUGCGGAACAUUUUUGUCUGCCAUUAUUGUUGUUUGUCUCUUUUUAAGUGUAUUUGCCAACCGUUUUCCUCUCCUUAAUCUUUAACUUUUCAUCAAUGUCUCAUUUUUUCAGUUUCCUUGUCAACAUGUUUGAGUGCCGAAUUCAUGACUGAAAUUUGCAGUUUUGAUGAAUAUAUUUUCUUUUAAGGCUAUGGUUAAAGAGUGGCAUUUAUAAAGAUGUAUAUUAGAUUUGUACAAAUGCACACUCUCAUUCUCUUGGUUGAUGACUUUGUCUAAACGCUUGUGAUGUUGUGUGUGUGUGUGUGUGUGUGUGUGUGUGUGUGUGUGUGUGUGUGUGUGUGUGUGUGUGUGUGUGUGUGUGUGUGUGUGUGUGUGUGUGUGUGUGCUGGGUGAUAAUUCCCUAUCACUACUUAAUACUGAGCAUUAUGGAUGAAUUAGUGUUACCAUGGCAUAAGAUUACACUUGGCCUGGCAUGGUUAGAUGAACUGUUUAUUGCUUGUUUUAAACAUAGUAGUGAUGUAACUGUUAUACUGAGUAGAAUAAAAAAUACAAGAAUAACAUUGUGAACAAACAAAAAAAAAACUUUAGAUCUUCACCAUUCCUUUGCUGAUCAUAACGUUUAUGCGCCGUUUCCUGCUGAAAGCUCUCUCUUCCUCUGAGGUGCUGAACAGUCUGUGCUGCUGAAGAGAAAUCUCCCAAUGCUCAAAUAAAUGAAAACAUCCUCUGAA